ACAGACAGACACACACACACACACACACACACACACACACCCUCGCCAAACCCCCCGGCUCUCUGUGAAUGGUUGGAGCGUAAUUGCAGCAGCGUGAGGUCAGCAGGCAUUUAUCAGAGUUCACUCUGUGCUCGCUAAACAGGGGAAGAUGCCGACUGCUCACACACACUCACGCACACACACACACACUCCGAAACUUACACGCUCAGAGGUCUCGGAACAGAUGACACACACACACGCACAUACUCACCACGAUUUACACUCUGUCUGGGAAUAACAGCAUGCAGAGCCAAGGAGUGCAACAUUCACCGUCCAGAAUAUCUGAGAUAACAGCAGUCUGAGAGAGAGAGAGAGAGAGAGAGAGAGAGACGGAAGAGCAGACGAAGAGACAGACAGAGGGACAAACGGAGGGACAGACAGAGCGGCUCCUGUCCAGUGGAAGUGUUUUUCCCCAGGGAGUGAGACGUAGCGGGACGCAUCCUAACUGGAUCUGAAGUGACUGACGUGCUCCUGAGGAAUGACGUUUCCAGUGGACACAGAGUGACUCGGAGUGACCGCUGGAGUUCCGUGGAGUGACGUUCCAUCAGAGUGACAUGCAGUUAUACACCACUACACUCAGAGUGAUCAGAGUGACAGCUGGAGUGGUGGUGAUGUGGAGAAAUAUCCCGCGGCGGUCUUAUUGAGGUUCUUCUUAUAGUGACUCAGAACCAAUCGGAGUGAUCAGAGUGACAGCUGGAGUGACGUUCGAUCAGAGUGACCUUCAGGUAAACAGCGUUACACUCAGAGGGCAGCGGGACUGGAGUGGAGUGGUGUGACGUUGGACUGGAGAGACAUGUAUGUGGAGGAGUUUCCAGCGGUGUUGUGAUUGAGGUUCCUCUCAGAGUGGUUCAGAGUGACUCAGAGAAAUCUGGAGAGAUUGAAAGUGAUGGAGUGACAUUUGGAGUUUGUGGAGUGAGUUCCAGAUCAGACUGACGUUUGGAGCGGGAGUGACAUCAGGAGUGACGUCGGGAGUGACAUCGGGAGUGACGUCGGGAGUGACGUCGGGAGUGACAGGACGUCUCCAGGACAUUGAGUCUCAUCACUAUGCAGCGCGUACCCUCCUCCAGCAGUGCCUUAUGAUGCACAGAUGGAUGGUGGUGUGGAAACGGCCAGACCUGCUGUGUGGACUUUACCUGCGUGUGCUGCUGUGGCUGGGCGGAGUGGGAGUGGCCUAUGGAGGGGGUGUGGCCUCGACUGAACCCUCGGCUGUGUGCGACUGCAUCAAGCAAGAACGCUACGCUCGGAAUUACGACUACAUGGAGGGAGGGGACGUGCGGAUUCGCCGACUUUACAGCCGCACGCAGUGGUUCCUCACCGUCGACGAGAACGGAAACAUCAACGGCACACAGGACCCCAACAACUGCUACAGUAUCCUGGAGAUCCGCACGGUCUCAGAGGGAGGCGUCCUGGCAAUCAAAGGGGUGAAGAGUCAGUAUUACAUUUCCAUGAGCAGGUCUGGAAUACUGCAAGGCAAGAAGGAGUACGGCGACAGCUGCAACUUCAAGGAGGUGUUUUUAGAAAACUUCUACACGGCCUACAUGUCGGAGAAAUGGAGUAAAAACGGGAAGGACAUGUUCAUCUCUCUGUCGCAGAAGGGCCGGCCGCUGAGGGGCAAAAAGACUCGCAAAGAGAGCAUCGCCUCACACUUCAUCCCUCGCACGUGCAAGGAGGACGACAGGACGCCGACCUGACCCCACACACACACACACACACACACACACACACAGAGUAAAACUAUCUAUUUAAAAUCUCUGAUGUGUUACGUGUGCGCUCUUCCUUUCAGACGUCAGAAAUGGAAAAUGUUCUUCCAUUUAAACAUGGACUGAUUCCUAAACACGUGAUAAAUCUCUUAAUAAACAUGAUGAAAUGUG
Pangasianodon hypophthalmus (striped catfish) is the source of this 1910-nucleotide messenger RNA. RefSeq names its product fibroblast growth factor 7 (gene fgf7). The transcript has 4 exons. Gene Ontology annotation, cellular component: cytoplasm. Gene Ontology annotation, molecular function: growth factor activity; type 2 fibroblast growth factor receptor binding. Bases 1116 to 1730 code for a protein of 204 amino acids. The record is from RefSeq and is a predicted model, not a curated record. Lineage: Eukaryota; Metazoa; Chordata; Actinopteri; Siluriformes; Pangasiidae. Gene Ontology annotation, biological process: positive regulation of epithelial cell proliferation; positive chemotaxis; positive regulation of gene expression.